Cutaneotrichosporon cavernicola is the source of this 1362-nucleotide messenger RNA. RefSeq lists its product as uncharacterized. Lineage: Eukaryota; Fungi; Basidiomycota; Tremellomycetes; Trichosporonales; Trichosporonaceae. Bases 1 to 1362 code for a protein of 453 amino acids. The record is from RefSeq and is a predicted model, not a curated record. The transcript has 2 exons.
AUGACCCAGUCCGAAUACGCCGAGCUCGGUACAGACACGCGGACCCCACUACGUCUCCCGCGCGUCCUCGUGCAUCCGCUUACUGACAGCGCUAUCGAAACAUAUACUGUUGGCGGUGCCAAGCUUGGACACUGGCGCCCGCCUCCAUCCGUGGUAGGAUCGGACGCAUGCGCGACCGUCAUCGCCGAUCUCGGCCAGGUCAACUUCCUGACCUACACGGCGUGGCGGUACGACUCGACAACCUACAUGGACAACCUUUAUCACCUGUGCCGGCUCCUCCAGUGUGGCGAGGGGGGUUCACACGUGGGCGUCGCGGACUUUGACUUGGCCCACCUCCGACUGCUUGUGGGUAGCGGAUAUCCGAUCAUUGCGAAUACCGUCUCCGCUUCUCUGCUGGAUGGACGGUAUGCCGAGAUGGCCGACUACUGCCGCGUGAACGAGAUUGCUAUUAUCGGGUACGGCGUGACGUUGGGCGGCUUCAUUGGGGAGGAGUGGGUCGGCAAGCCUGAGCCCCAACUCUCCAGCCUCGAGGAUGAGAUGAAGAAGUGGAAGCGCGUCAUUGACGCUGCCGGUGGAUGGGGCGCGUUCCAGCGCGUCCUUUCCGCUGUCGCAUCCGUUGCCAAGAAACAUCACACGUCGUGCGCAGCCGUGGCGGUGCGACACGUGCUUGACAGCGGGGUUGACAUUGUAUCGCUCCCCAAGCCCGUUGAGGGGGUGUUUGAGGUCCCCCUCGACGCCGACGAUAGGUGCAUGCUCGCGUGUUCGACUGAGCACCUGGCGAGACUCCCCGGCGGCUGCGGGGACGAGUUACGAUUUGCGCCGUUCCUCACUUCCUCGGGCGAGAUGCCCACCGAAGCUCUGACACCAUGGGAGCAACCCGCCAAGCGCGCACAGGUCCAGGCGAUAAUCAACAAGGGCGGGCGGGUAGAGUACAUGUCCGGGUCGCCGUGGGAGCAUGUGGUCGGCUACUGCCGCUCUGUGCGGCACCUUGACCGCAUCGUCGUGUCAGGAACGACGACUAAGCCGCACCCCAGCGGGAGGGGGGUGAUCGGCGUAGACGCUGAGGACCAGGCGACCUUUGUGUUCGACAUUAUCCGCGGCGCGAUCGCUGCGGUCGGCGGAUCCCUUGCCGACGUCGUGCGCACUCGUAUCUUGUAUGCUAACGUUGAGCGCGAUUGGCUCAUGGUCGGCCGCGUGCAGGAGCGCGAGAUCAUGGCACGCCACGGCGUUCUUCCCACCAACACUAUGGUGGGCGGACUCACAUACGUCGUUGGCGAGGAUGCGCUGCUCGAGAUCGAGGCAGAGUGCGUCAUGGGCUCUGGGAGCGGUGAGGUUCUUCGUCUCGACCCGCGCGACUUGUAG